AUGGAAAGAACACCAACGAAUUUCAAGCGAGGUAAUCCGACAAGGCGAGGUUUACGAGCUUGGAUGUUUUUACUCUGUGGUGUUGUUCUGAUCCAGCUGUUUGCUCGUCAAACCGAUGCUCAAAGAUCUAGAAGUCCAUGGAAAACACUCAGUGGUGAUGCUCCUCUUGUGAUUGCUCGUGGUGGAUUUUCUGGAUUGCUUCCAGAUUCGAGUAUUGCUGCUUACAGUUUCGCAACGCAGAUAAGUGUAGCAGGUUCUGCUCUAUGGUGUGAUGUUCAGCUAACCAAAGAUGGAGCUGGGAUCUGCUUUCCUGACUUAAAACUGAACAACGCUUCAACUAUUGAAGAUGUUUAUCCAAAUCGCCAAAAAUCUUACCAGGUUAAUGGAGUCCCUACGCAGGGUUGGUUCACCAUUGAUUUCUCCUUGAGAGAUCUCAGUAAUGUUUCUUUGAUCCGAGGAAUAUUAUCUAGGUCAGAAAAAUUCGAUGGAUUAUUUCCCAUUGCGACGAUUGAAGAUGUAACCACGCAGAUAAAACCAGACAGUUUUUGGUUAAAUGUUCAGCACGAUGCAUUCUACGCGCAGCAGAAACUGAGCAUGAGCAGUUUUCUGAUAUCAGCUUCACGAAAUGUUUCCGUUGACUACAUCUCCUCCCCUGAAGUGAAUUUCUUGAAAAAUAUUGAUGGCCAUUUCGGGCCUAAUGGACCGAGUUUCGUGUUCCAGUUUCUUGGAAAAGAAGAUUUUGAGCCGACAACUAACCGAACUUACGGCUCUAUCUUAAGUAACCUGACUUUUGUCAAGACAUUUGCUUCAGGAGUUCUUGUCCCAAAGUCUUACAUAUUGCCACUUGAUGACAAGCAGUACUUGCUCCCUCCUACAUCGUUAGUUCAAGAUGCUCACAAGGCAGGAUUACAAGUAUAUGUGUCAGGUUUUUCCAGUGAUAUUGAUAUCCCUCACGACUAUAGUUCCGAUCCGGUGUCUGAGUAUCUAUCUUUUGUGGACAAUGGCAAUUUUUCUGUCGAUGGCGUGCUCUCUGAUUUUCCUAUAACUGCAUCUUCAUCCCUUGAAUGCUUCUCCCACCUUGGCAAAAACGCUACUGAACAAGUUGAUUUUCUUGUUAUAUCAAAAAAUGGAGCGAGUGCGGACUAUCCUGGAUGUACAGACUUUGCAUAUGAGAAAGCUAUCAAAGAUGGUGCUGAUGUUAUCGACUGCUCAGUCCAAAUGUCCAGCGACGGUAUACCCUUUUGCUCAAGUUCGAUAGAUCUCUCGAACAGCACAAUGAUCUCCCUAACGCCUUUCUCAAACCGUUCAACACAAGUUCCUGAGAUUAGCUCAAAAGGUGGAAUAUACACUUUUAGUCUCACAUGGCCUGAGAUACGGAACUUGACUCCUGCAAUUGCAAACCCCUACGGUAUAUACAAUAUGUUCAGAAAUCCAAUUAAGAAAAAUUCUGGAAAGCUUAUUUUGCUUUCUGAGUUCCUUAACCUGGCAAAGAAUUCAACUUCGCUUUCCGGUGUUUUGAUCAGUGUAGAGCAUGCAGUGUACCUGAGAGAAAAGCAAGGACUCGACGUGGUGAAAGCGAUUCUUGAUACACUCACGGAAACUGGUUACAGCAAUGGAAUAACCACAACAAAGGUCAUGAUUCAGUCAACCGAAAGCUCGGUUCUAUUUGACUUCAAGGAGCAGAGCAAGUAUGACAUUGUCUACAAAAUUGGAAAAACCAUUAGUGAUAUUAGUGACUCUGCUAUCCAAGACAUGCAAUUUGCUAAUGCUGUGGUCAUCACAAAAGAAUCAGUCUUUUCCUUAUUUGAUUCGUUCAUCACUAGGCAAACCAAUAUUGUGGAGAAGCUGCAAAGAUCUAGGCUACCUGUUUAUUUGGAACUGUUUCAGAACGAGUUUGUAUCUCAACCAUUUGACUUCUUCUCUGAUCCAACCGUUGAGAUAAAUUCAUAUGUCAUUGGAGCCGGUAUCAAUGGAACCAUCACAGAGUUCCCUUUCACAGCUGAAAGAUACAAAAGGAACCGAUGUUUGGGAACUCUACCACCUUACAUGUCCCCUGUUCAACCGGGUGGUCUCUUAUCCCUUUUGAAUGCCAAACCUCGAGACCAAGGUCUAAACCGGGUUUUCACAGAUGAUGAUGUCUCAGCUUAUGAUCGUUACAAACGAUGCAGUCAACCAUUUGGCUGUGGCGAUCAGGGCGGUCUCUUAUACCCAUUCUGGAUACCUGACAGAGAAGCCUGCGGCCACCCCGGCUUCAACCUCAGUUGUAGCAAUGGAUUCGCAGAGAUUACUGUCUCCUCUGUGAGGUUCAGAAUCUUAAACGCAAAUUAUACCUCUCGUAUUAUAAGACUUGCCAGAUCUGAUUAUAUCGACAAUCUUUGUCCUUUAAACCCACUAAAUGGACAAUUCCCUCAAAGUGCCCUUCAACUGGCUACUAACACCGGCCUCCUAACAAUGUUAUAUGACUGCCAAAACUUAUCAUCUCUUAUCUCUAGUAAUAGCGAAGAUUACAAUUACGUUACAGAGUUUCCAUGUAAAGAAGGUGUAAACAACUAUUGUGUUGUGAUAAACAGCUCGUCUUCCUUUUUCAACGGGAGGGUUGGAAUAGAUUUAUUGAAGAAAAAAUGCAAAAAAGACGUCAGCAUGCCUGUUUCUGGAUCGAAGCUACACACUCUGCAUUCAGAUAAUCUGAAGAAGACUCUUGAACAGGGUUUCGAGGUUGAACUUACACCAAACUGCUCAAUGUGCCUGGAUUCUAAGGGUGCUUGUGGAUAUAAUCAAACUUCAGGUGGAUUCGUCUGCUACUGUGAAGAUGGGACCCAUGGCCAAAACUGUAGUAGCUCUGGAAAGACAGGUCACGGUAAUAAAACCACCCUCUUCUCUGAUUUUUUUUUUAUUUUAAAUUUUCAGGUCAGGUUUGUUUCCAUUCUGACAAAAUUUUCGGGCUCAGUAGCAGGCGUUGUUAUGUUCGUGGUCAUAUUAUCAUUGAUUCUUUGUUUCCUCCGGAAGAGAGAAGCAAGACAGAGACAGCAGAAUCUGAAGUCUCUUAUUCCACUCAGACACUACACUUACUCACAAGUAAAACGAAUUACAAAGUCAUUUGCAGAAGUGGUUGGGAGAGGCGGCUUUGGGAUUGUUUACAAAGGAACUCUUCCUGAUGGCCGUAUGGUUGCGGUGAAGGUCUUGAAAGACGCAAAGGGCAAUGGUGAAGAUUUCACCAAUGAAGUUUCAAGCAUGAGCCAAACUUCUCAUCACAACAUUGUUUCCUUGCUUGGUUUCUGCUCUGAAGGUUCCAAAAGAGCAAUUAUCUAUGAAUUUUUGAGUAAUGGGUCGCUUGAUAAAUUCAUCUCAGGCAAGACCACGAUGAAUUUGAACUGGACGGCGUUGUAUCAAAUCGCGCUUGGGGUUGCUCGAGGUCUGGAGUACUUGCAUCAUGGCUGCAAAACAAGGAUUGUACAUUUCGACAUAAAACCACAAAAUGUGCUCUUAGAUGACAACUUUUGCCCCAAAGUUUCCGACUUUGGCCUCGCUAAGCUCUGUGAGAAGAAAGAGAGUGCAUUGUCAUUGCUGGACACAAGAGGUACGGUCGGUUACAUUGCACCAGAAAUGAUCUCAAGAGUUUAUGGGAGCGUGUCUCACAAGUCAGAUGUAUAUAGCUACGGAAUGUUGGUUCUGGAGAUGAUUGGCGCAAGGAAUAAAGAAAAAGCUCAUCAAGACUCUGCUUCCAACACAAGUUCAAUAUACUUUCCUGAGUGGAUAUAUAGGGAUAUUGAAUUAGGAAAGUCCAGAAGGCUUAUCGAGGAUGAAAUCAGCGAUGAAGAAAAUGAGUUAGCAAAGAAGAUGGUUUUGGUUGGUUUGUGGUGUAUUCAGUCUUCUCCAUUAGAUCGCCCACCGAUGAACAGAGUUGUAGAGAUGAUGGAAGGAAGUUUGGAUGCCCUUGAAGUGCCUCCUAGACCUGCUUUGCAAAUUCCCAUUGCACCUCUUCAAGAAUCUUCGACACUCUCGAGGGAAAUUUCGGUUUACACCGAAGAAUGAUUCAAGAAGUUUCGAAACUUAUCAAUGCAGGAACACAACAAUGCACUUAUUCAAGAAGUGUAUGUGUAAAAUUAGGUUUG
Eruca vesicaria subsp. sativa (arugula) is the source of this 4112-nucleotide messenger RNA. NCBI's taxonomy places the organism in Eukaryota, Viridiplantae, Streptophyta, Magnoliopsida, Brassicales, Brassicaceae. The record is from the annotation of a GenBank genome assembly.